Dendronephthya gigantea is the source of this 2118-nucleotide messenger RNA. RefSeq names its product titin-like. The transcript is spliced from 9 exons. Gene Ontology annotation, molecular function: protein binding. Bases 1013 to 2080 code for a protein of 355 amino acids. The record is from RefSeq and is a predicted model, not a curated record. Lineage: Eukaryota; Metazoa; Cnidaria; Anthozoa; Malacalcyonacea; Nephtheidae.
ACAAUACCAAUAUUCAGUAAUUCAACGAUGGGAAUGUUCAAAGUUUCAAACCACCGACCUUAAAGGGCGAAAAAGCGAGGGAUUAUAGCCUAAUAUAAACUCGGGUACGGACAUCAUGUGGAUCGUUAUCUUCUAAUCUAUGGAUUCUUGACAUAAAACGGGAAGGCGACGAAAUUUAAAUAUCUUUCAGAGAUAUCUCGCACACAACAAUUUCUUGAUUCGAUAUCUUUAAGCCGCGUUAUGAAAUGGGAGGUUAUACAAUCCUGAAAGCGGUUUGGAUAAGCUUUGUUGUUUCUUCAGGCGCUCUUCUACUAAAUGCGGCAAUCCAUAUCGGAUCGUUGGAUUGCCCUCCUGCGAGCAAAAGACUGAUGGUCGGUAAAAAAUUGGAACUUCAGUGGAAUUACGUCGUCGAAGAAAAGGCACAAAGACAAUGGACGAUCAGUUUAUACGUUUUCAAUAACACCAGCAAUGCCAAAGAGAAAAUAUCGACUCUGCUAAAUCCAAACACACUCUUGAACAGGACAUCGCUGCCUCCGCGGUAUCGAAGAAUCAAAUUUCAUCUUUCAUACGACAAAGCGUACAUAUCCAUACAAGCUGCAACCUUCGACGACACUGCUAGUUAUGGAAUUUUGUUUGAGCCAGUGGAAAGUAGCAACAACACAAGGUCUUUUGAAAAGGUCACUGAUGUCACUAUUGUCGGAAAAAUCUCCUUUGGAUCGGAACGGACAGGAAAAUUUCCUUUGUCGACCUGUUUCUUAUACCUAAGGAGUCAUCAACAAUUCUUCGAACCUGGAUUGGUCAACCUGUAACGUUUGUUUGCGCGAUUGAUUUGAGAGACGGUGCAGAUUCCCCAUCUUUUUCAUGGAAGAACGUUAGAAAAAACCUAACAAUCACCGAAAAUGUUAGCAAAGCAAGGUAUAAAAGUGAGCUAAUAUUGAAACCACUGAAUAAGGAUGACUUUGGGAGCUAUAAAUGCUAUGCCUGGACUAGCCACACAAAAAUAAAGCACAAUAUGACGUUGCUAGAAAUUGACUAUCCUGGAUAUCCGUUCCUUCUUAAAUUUGCACCAGAAGGUCCUUUAUCGUGGAAAGCGAAUACUACUGACAUUAAAGAACAAAAGUCGUUCUUUGUUGUGCAAUUCCUACAGCAAAAAUUAAAAAAGUGGAUGAACGUAAAUACAACAUUGGAACUUUCUAUGUCUCUUUACUCUCUUUCGAAAUUUAUUCCCCAUUAUGCAGGGCUGAAUUGCAUCGUACGAGUCUGUACUGAGCGAAAAGAUGAUCAGAAUAACAUAACCUGCUCAAAAAACCUCGAAGUGAAAUCAGAGAUAUCGCCCGGUCCAAGUCUUUGCUUGAUUAGCAGCAAUUCUUCUAAAAAAAUUACAUUGACGUGGGAGCGACAAAAGGCAGACAAUGCUCCAGUUCUGGGAUAUGUUAUACAGAUGUUUCCUCCUUCCAAAUUUGGGGAACCAGACUAUUCGUCUUUUCAUCUGAAAUACGAGAAACGGCGUGAAAGUUACACUGUCGAAAAUUUGGACGUUGCCAGGAAGUUUGUGUUCAGGGUGUGCAUAAGGAACACACUGUGCAUUUUUGAACAAUCUUGUUCGAAGAAAGUUGGACUGAGCCCAGUGUUUCCUUCGAAGCCCAGAAAAGUUGACUUUCAGUUUUACAAUAACUCUGUUAGUAAAGGAAAGCUUUCGUGGAAAGCACCUCUUGAAACAGGGAAGGGAAUCUUGUUCUAUGUUGUUCAAGUUCAAAAAGAUGGAAAGGGAAAAUGGAAAAAGGAGAUAGAAACAAAAUAUUUCCACACGACUCUUACUUCGCUGUCGUUAAGAGACCGCAUUCGGGUGUGUGCGAGGAAUGAUAUUGAUCCCGAAAAGAUCUCAUGUUCGGAUUUUCGUGAUUUGGGCAAGGAAAAAGUCGACGAGUUUUCUGAAAUUCUGCGUACAAAAAAUUUGAGCAACGAAAAAACAGAGCUUCCUCGCGAGUCUAAUAGGAGUUCGCACAGCGGUGCAGGAAUAUUUAUCAUUUUUUUGGCGAUAAUCAUACCAAUAUACGCAAUGGUCUCUAUGCAAAGUUGAAAGAGAAAAAAAUUUGAAAGGAGAUACAGAUCAAUCAG